Stylonychia lemnae is the source of this 402-nucleotide messenger RNA. Lineage: Eukaryota; Ciliophora; Spirotrichea; Sporadotrichida; Oxytrichidae. The record is from the annotation of a GenBank genome assembly.
AUGUGGAAAAUUGUUGGAGUAAAUGGACCUUCAAUGCUUCCUAAUAUUGAUUCAAAUAACAGUAUAUUAUUUUUAGACUGCUUUACAACUAAUUUUCUAAGAAAACCAAGAAUAGGUGAUGUUAUUGUGGCUUAAAAUCCCUUAAAACCAAGAGGUGCUACUGUAGUAAAAAGAGUCCUGUAUGUAGAGGGUGAAAUAGCAGAAUUCUUUGAUAUAAGAACACAAAGAAAUGAGAAAGUUAUAAUUCCUCCGAAUCAUAUCUGGGUAGAAGGGGAUAAUCCCAAUAACUCUAGAGAUUCAAGACACUAUGGUCCUAUAAGUUUAGAAUUAGUUUAAGGAAUAGUGAGAUUCAAAUUAUGGCCGUUUAACUAGUUUGGUUAAAGUCUAAGAGUAAAAAUAUGA